Molecule: messenger RNA, 1064 nt
Organism: Neocloeon triangulifer
Lineage: Eukaryota; Metazoa; Arthropoda; Insecta; Ephemeroptera; Baetidae
Exons: 4
Coding region: 402-851 (149 amino acids)
Source: RefSeq, a predicted model, not a curated record
CGAAUCGGCGAAAAUCGACACCAAACGUGACAAAAAAAAUAUAUACAUAAGAUCGGCGUGUUGACAAUCUCUGUCCUUUUCGCUCGUCGCCGCUUUCUUUCCCGUGACACUCAAGGAAAACUGCUCCACUGGUUGACGGAGCGAACGGACCGAUUAUUGGUCUCGCCAGCAUUUAUAAUUCCUUCAGAGUAGUGAGAAUAACUAUAACGAGAGAGUGCAAUCGUCGCUUGCUCAAACAAGCUCAUAACGCAUUCUGCUGUCGAAACCAACACACUCUCGCCAAUAUUAAAACUGUGCGACUAACGCAAUUUUUUUAUAUUUUUAUAAAAGGUGCGUCGAUUUUACCGGAUUUUGCUCUACGGAAUUAUUGCAUCUCCUCAAUUUAUUGAAUCCAAAAUAGCAUGGAGAAAAUUUCGGCAGUCUUUAUUUUUGCUCUUUUGAUCAUGAAUUGUUGGCAAAUUGAAGCAGCCACAAACAGGACUUUGGCCUUCAAAUCUUCCUCCUCACUUUCAAAAUUUGUGGCCGCCUUGUCAAAACCUGGGGCUUUUGCAAAAGAAGUUAAAUUGCUCUUGGGUGACGAACUGAUGCAGGAAAAGUCAAAUUGUCCUAGUGGAGAGGAAGGACUCGAGUGCCGCCGCCAAGAAGCGCGAAAUGGAGCAGAUACGUGUCUCAACUCUGGCGGAGACUGCAGCGAGUGUGAAAAGUGCAAUGAGCUGAGUGCGACCGAGUGGCUCUCAUGCUGCGAGACGCAUUUCCGGUGCUGCGGCGACGUUGCCCUGGCGUGCCAAAAGUGCGACCAACCGCAACUGCUGCCCUUCUGCAUGAAGCGCUUCAAGAAAUGCUUCCAUUGAGUGAAAUUUCAUCUCUUGUAUUUAUUGUGUUAAUAUUGAAAUGAUAGCAAAGACGGCUUAAAAAUUAAGUUUUCUUUGAAAAAUAUAUAAAAUAUGUGCCAGAAUAAAAUGUAGCUUUACUUCAGGGUUUAAAUUUGUCAAUUUUUUUUUUCAGAAGUGGAUCAAGUAAAAUAAGUGAAAUCGCCAUUUGCGUAUAAAUAAAAGAAUUCACAG